Molecule: messenger RNA, 1349 nt
Organism: Fragaria vesca subsp. vesca
Lineage: Eukaryota; Viridiplantae; Streptophyta; Magnoliopsida; Rosales; Rosaceae
Exons: 1
Coding region: 76-1242 (388 amino acids)
Source: RefSeq, a predicted model, not a curated record
AACUCACUCAAAUCCAUUACAUUCUGGUGCUCCCAAGAGUCUAAGCAAAUACUCCUCAUAUCCUCACAACCUAAAAUGGCCUCCAAAGCACUCAAGGCCACCCUCUACAUUUUGUUCCUAGCCAUCAUCACACUUGGAUAUGCCAACUCAGCAAGGAUCCUUGAUGAGGUAACCAAUCCCCUUCCGACAACUGUACUAGCCUCAAACCCGAUAAAUCCUACCACCCCGUUGCCAAGUGGCCAAAUCCCUGUCACCACAACUGUUGAUGACAAUGUGGACGAUGCCCCAGUUGAUGAUGUCACACCACCCGUUGAUGUGGCAACACCAAUAGUCCCUCCUGUCACCCCUGCGGUGCCAGAAGCCGAGUCACCCCAACCCGAAGAACCCGUCACCACUACCGUGCCAGCACCUGUAGCGGGUCCCACCAUCCCCUCCGCAACCGCACCAAUCCCCGUAGCGGGCCCCAUUACUCCGACCGCACCUCUCCCGGUGGCAACACCCGUGGCCGGCUCCGCCACCACCGCGGCGAAACCGCAUUUGGCCUUCUUCAUGCACGACAUUCUCGGCGGGUCCCACCCGUCGGUUCGGGUGGUGACGGGGCUCAUCGCCAACACCGUGGCCAACGUCCCCUUUUCGAAACCCAACAACAACAUCUUCCCCGUCAGCGGUGGGACCCCCCUAAACAACAACAACCUUAACGGCUUUCUCAACAACAACCGCAACAGCCUCCCCUCCUUCGCCGGCCUCACCGGCACCACCGGCCUCACCAACUCCCAAACCAGCACCGUCAUCCAAAACUCCGGCAACAACAACAUCGUCAACGGCGGCAGCAACCUGCCCUUCGUCACCGCCGGCCAGCUCCCCAACGGCGCCACCCUCCAGAAGCUCAUGUUCGGCUCAGUCACCGUCAUCGACGACGAACUCACCGAGGGAGAGGAGCUCGGCUCCGCCGUGCUCGGUAAGGCUCAAGGGUUUUACUUGGCAAGCUCUUUGGACGGGAACAGCCACACAAUGGCGUUCACUGUUCUCAUGCACGGCGAGCAUGACGUGGAGGACACCAUCAGCUUGUUUGGGGUCCACCGCACUGCGUCGCCGGUGUCACACAUUGCGGUGAUCGGCGGGACCGGGAAGUAUGAGAAUGCGAAUGGUUACGCGGCCAUUGAGAGCCUUCAUCAGGAAGACCAGCACACAACGGACGGUGUAGAUACCAUCAUGCAGAUCAGUGUUUACCUCUCUGAGUAACAUGUGUUUGUGUGUUUAGUAUUGUGUGCUUGAUAAUGUCAGUGUUGGAUUUGAUGUAUCUAUUUUCCCAUGUAUCUUUAAUUGAAUGAAAAAACUUGUGUUCUGUU